AUGCCAUUGUUUCCGAUUCUUGCUGGGUAUUGUGAAGGGUUUUUGGCGAAAUAUCUGGGAAUUUGGAGCCAUUAUUUGAUAGGUCUUCAACUCUCUUCAAUGAUAUUUCAAGUUGAAUGCCUUGUAUUUUGUUUUGCGAUAAAACAUCAAAACAUUGGACGAGUUAUAAAUUAUAAUGUUGUAUCCGACGACUACUACUUCGUCGGAAUCGUACUUUUCAUAAUUUCUCCAAUUGGUGCUUUUAUAGUUUUUGUGCAAUCCGGAAUGAAAAGAGAGGACCAAAUGGCUCAUAUAGUAUCAAAGUGUCCAGAAUUCAUAAACCAGUUUUCUACACUUUCAAAUUUCGCAAUCUAUGAAUUCAACAUUUGGAGCUUAUUUCUAGCAGGAGGAGCUUGUUUAGGAGCAUUGGUCUGUGGAGCAGCUUUCACUUUGAUCACAAUGGACAUCUUUAGAAUGCUCAAAACUUUACAGAAGAAAGUUUCGGCGACUAGUUUUAAAAAGUACCAAAAUGCUGUGAAAAGUUUGUUAGUUCAAUUUGCAACGUCUGGAUUGUUAUUGGUUCCGCUGUCUGGUUUUGUGUUAUUCACGCUGUUUACUUUCGAAAGAGCACAAGUUUUUGUCGAAAUCACUUUACUAAUCGGAGCCCUCCACCCAAUUGUAAAUGCUAUCGUUCUAACAAUGACAACUUCUCAAUUUAGAGAUGUUUUAUUCGGGUGA
Molecule: messenger RNA, 717 nt
Organism: Caenorhabditis briggsae
Lineage: Eukaryota; Metazoa; Nematoda; Chromadorea; Rhabditida; Rhabditidae
Exons: 3
Coding region: 1-717 (238 amino acids)
Source: RefSeq, a predicted model, not a curated record